AGUGGGGAAUAUCACAGGGACAGGGUGAUUGAGCUUGAACGCUAAAUAACGACAGCUUGUCCCAAUCACUUAGAAUCCAUGGAGGUUAACCCCCAAGAUUUUCAAAAUAGAUUAAUCCAUGGUGGUUUAAUAGAUCUAGCUAGAAGCUAAACAAGUAACCUUUUCUUGAUAAGCAGCAGCUGCUCUGUGGUCUCUGUACUACAUCAUAUAAUAAAAAAACCAAGCCAAGAAAAGCCAAAAGCAUAACGUCUUGCAGCGUGCUACAGAGAGAGAGAGGGAGGAGAUGGAGCGAGUGAACAGAGGAUGUGGGUCUGGCUUGCCUGUCUUGAUGGUGGUUACUUUGGCGGUGGUGCUAAUGGUGGUUUUGGUACCUGAAGUGUCUGCAACUAGAUGGAUUGUAGGAGGUAAUAUGGGCUGGACUACCAAUGUGAAUUAUACUGUUUGGGCUAAAGACAAGCAUUUCUACAAUGGGGAUUGGCUCUUUUUUGUGUACGAUAGGAACCAGAUGAAUGUGCUAGAGGUGAACAAGACAGAUUAUGAGUCAUGUAACUCUGAUCAUCCUCUUCACAACUGGACUAGGGGAGCCGGAAGAGAUGUGGUUCCACUGAAUGUGACUCGCAACUACUAUUUAAUCAGUGGUAAAGGGUUCUGUUUUGGUGGAAUGAAGCUAGCUGUUCAUGUUGAAAACCCACCUCCCCCUCCUACAGCUGCCUCCUUGAAUGAGAACAGUGCCUCUCCAAGUUUCAAUCUCAGAGGCCAGUAUGUUCUCCCAGCUGUUCUUGCUAUUGGUGCUUUGUGGGAUGCAUUUGUCCACUUCUGGUAGUAGCAUUUUCUAUAGCUUUCUUAUGAGGAUCCAUACCAUCUCCUACAUUUCUUCAACCUAUUUGUGAAGGGAAAUCGAGUUGUCUUCUACAUUUUUUCUUUCUUUCUUUCUUGGGGUGUUGUUUUCUUUAUGGUAGUUUGACCUGAAAUUGGGUUUGUCUUGAUUAAGGUUGUUCAUCUGUGCUUGGUGUUAAUUUAAUCUGCAUCCUUAGAAAUGUUGGCUAAAUCAAACAUUAAGGAUUGCUUUCACUAUUUAUUGGAGAAUUCAAUGCUUACAUUGUGCA
This is a messenger RNA of Hevea brasiliensis (rubber tree), 1106 nucleotides long. Its product is annotated as early nodulin-like protein 16. Gene Ontology annotation, cellular component: plasma membrane. The transcript has 2 exons. Bases 284 to 823 code for a protein of 179 amino acids. Gene Ontology annotation, molecular function: electron transfer activity. NCBI's taxonomy places the organism in Eukaryota, Viridiplantae, Streptophyta, Magnoliopsida, Malpighiales, Euphorbiaceae. The record is from RefSeq and is a predicted model, not a curated record.